Molecule: messenger RNA, 1998 nt
Organism: Zingiber officinale
Lineage: Eukaryota; Viridiplantae; Streptophyta; Magnoliopsida; Zingiberales; Zingiberaceae
Product: inositol-phosphate phosphatase-like
Exons: 12
Coding region: 171-983 (270 amino acids)
Biological process (GO): signal transduction; phosphatidylinositol phosphate biosynthetic process; inositol metabolic process
Molecular function (GO): inositol monophosphate 1-phosphatase activity
Source: RefSeq, a predicted model, not a curated record
AGAUAUUUGUAUAAUAUUUAUAAAGUGUGAAAGGUAAAGGUAUGUUUACAAAACAGUCAGAGGGUGUAAAUGUAAAUAUGGGCAGGCGUAUUACAUGGAGCGAGUGACCUGCGCAUGUGUGUGUUCCUCGAACGACGGUUGCAGGCGGAGCAAAAGGUUUUGGACCAGCCAUGGCCGAAAGUUUCCCGCUCGACGAGUUCCUCGACGUCGCCGUGGACGCCUCUAAAAUCGCUGGAGAGGUCAUCCGCGAGGCGUUCUACCAGACGAAACGCCCGGAGCACAAAGGGCAGGUGGAUUUGGUAACUGAAACUGAUAAGGCUUGUGAAGAACUUGUCUUCAACCACCUCAAACACAGUUUCCCUAAUCACAGGUUCAUUGGUGAAGAAACAUCUGCUGCUUUUGGUACCGAUGAGCUGACUGCUGAGCCCACAUGGAUUAUUGAUCCAAUUGAUGGCACCACUAAUUUUGUCCAUGGGUUCCCAUUUGUUUGCAUAUCUAUUGGCCUUACCAUCGAGAAGAUUCCUGUUCUCGGUGUUGUUUACAACCCAAUAAUGGGUGAGCUGUUUACUGGGGUCCUUGGGCAAGGUGCUUUCCUAAAUGGAGAUCCUAUAAAAGCUUCGUCUCAAACUCAACUUAUUUCUGCCCUUCUAGUGACAGAGGAUACUACCGAGCGUGAUAAACCUUCUGUUGAUGCAAUAACCAACAGAAUCAGUAAGUUGCUUUAUAAGGUGAGAUCUGUUAGGAUGAGUGGUUCCCUUGCAUUAGACCUUUGUGGUGUUGCGUGUGGGAGGCUUGAUCUAUGCUACCAUAUAGGAUUCGGUGGCCCAUGGGAUGUGGCAGCUGCUGCUGUAAUUAUUGGUGAAGCUGGAGGACUAGUCUUUGACCCGUCCGGUGGGGAUUUGGACAUCAUGUCUCGCAGAGUGGCAGCGUCAAAUGGCCAUCUGAAGGAUGCUUUGGUCGAUGCACUGAAGGGAUCCGCGUAGAACUCAAAACUAAAUCAUGCUACAACUGUUGUUACUGCGUUACCGAAGGUAUCUUUUAGUACUCGAUCAUGUCUAGAUACUGAAAGCUUGCAUCCCAAAUUGAGUAAUAUCUGCUCUGGAGUUGAUCUAUUAUUCUUAAUUUACAAUUAUAUGUGCAAUGCAUGUGCAAUGCAUGUGACUGAGGCCUGGGGGUUGAGGGACAAGAAGUGGCUGUGGUCAAAUUCUGAACUUCCACUUCUGCCCUCAUUUAGUUGCCCAAUUAAUGGGACAGCCUAUGCUGCUUGAUGGAAAGAAACAGGUAAGUUCCAGGGGCGAUAUGGGAACACGAUCCCUGAUCUGCUCGUAGUUAUCCUCAAUCCCCCAAUCUCGCCUGUGUUCGCCAGUGGUGGCUUCGGAUCGAUGGUGAUCCAGUCGACGGUGGUGGGAGCGAUUGUGGCGUACCGGAUCCACCUGGGCGUCGCUGCCGCCCUAGCCGCCGCGGCCAUCUCGCUCGCAAGCGUCGGCCCCAACUUCGCUACCGUGGCUGGCUUCUUCUGGCCCCUCCUCGUAUCCACUGUCGCUUUACUCGGCGCCGUCGCGAUCCUACUCCGGAUCUCGCCGCUCCCGCGGGAGGCCUACGGGGAGGGCCUUGUCGACUUCGUCGCCGGCUGCGCGGAGGUCUCUCAGCUUGCUGCGAGUGAGAGUUACCACCACGAGGGCGAUUCGGAGCCGUGUGAUGAAGAGGCGGAGGCGGAGGCGGAGGCGGAGCGCCCCAUGUAGCAGCGAGGGAGUCGGAGACGAUGAGGCAACCUUUCAGAUGCUCCGCAGGAACGGGUUAGUGUGCGUAAGACCGCAUACGUUUAGCGAUGAGAUUGGACGACGUGCGCCUUUACCAGAGGCGGCUGGAUCAGAGUCGAGCGUGUGUCAUGUAGAGUAAUUUAGCAGCGUUGCAGUCUAGGAGUAAAUUGUAAAGGCUUCAGUUUUAUAUUCCUACCGGGCAAAGAUUUAACACACUUCAAAGCACUUGAUUUUUGAA